UUUUCUUCCCCUCCGUGUCUCCGUCUCCAAACUCUCCCGCACACACACACUCUCUCUCUUCUCUGUUCCCUUUUCUUUUCUUUCUCUUGCUUCACACUUUUCUUUUCUUUUUCUUUUCUUAAAGGCUUUUUGUACCCGAGUUUCUGAUCACCGGCCUGGAGCAACACCCUUUCGUCUCACUCUCAGUCUCACUCUCACUCCUUCCCGUUCGUCCUCUUAGUUUUCCUUUUUCGGGAAGGGAAUGGGGGAGAGGUAGAGGGAGCUAGGGUUUCUACGUCUGACUGGGUUCCGCCGGUUCUGUGAUCCAAGAUUCUGGAGUGUGGGAUCUUGGAUUCUUGCCAAUGGGGAAAUCACCUGGGAAAUGGAUCAAGACACUUCUCUUUGGGAAGAAAUCGGCUAGAUCUCAUGCAACAAAAGGAAGGGAUGCUUCGAAAUGUGAAACUGAUAAAGGUUAUAUUGAAGGAAAAGCACCUCCUGCAUUGGCUGCUAAUUCUCCAGUAAUUUCUGAACCAGUACUUGUCAGCACCGGCAAUAAUGAAAUUAUCCCAAUUUUAGAAAGGGGAACACCUUCGAAUUUAGUUGGUGAUGGAGUAGUGCUUUCUGCCACAAAUCAGGAUGAAGAGAAACAGGAAUCUGCUGGAUAUGAGGCAUCGAAUGAUCCUGAAAAGUUCAGAGAAGAGCAAGCAGCUAUAAAGGCACAGGCAGCUUUUCGGGGUUAUCUGGCACGCCGGGCAUUUCAUGCACUAAAAGGUAUUAUUAGGCUCCAGGCCCUAAUUCGUGGGCAUCUGGUAAGGAGACAAGCUGUUGCAACCCUACGUGCUUUGCACGGUAUUGUAAAGUUACAAGCAGUGGUUCGUGGCCGAAGAGUUAGGUGUUCUAGUGUUGGAUUUAAAAUACAUACAAAGCUUGCUCAAGGAAACACUACGGAUGCUAAACUCUUGGAUUCUUGGAAGGAGAAACUGUUGACAAAUGCAUUUUUUUGCAAGCUUCUUUCUUCAUCGCAUAUUGCAAAGCCUCUACGAAUACAGUAUGAUCAAGGGGACCCCAAUUCAAUCUUCAGCUGGUUGGAGAGAUGGACAUCCACUCAUUUCUGGAAGCUGCUUGAACGGCCAAAAAAGGCUACUGAUUCGAAAUCUCGUACAAGAAGGUGCAGUUAUGCUAUGGAAACUGAAUCAGGCAGAUCAAAGCGCAGUGUUCGUAGGAACUCAGCCAUGAAUGUUGACCCCGCUCAAACCAAUGUAACAUCUGAAGCUGAGAAAACAAAAUGCAACCUGAGAAAAGUCUCUGGCUCUCCUGCUGAUUCAGUACAGGAACAUCCACAGACUGAGAUUGAAAAGGUCAAGCGUAAUCUAAGAAAGGUAUCUAAUUCCAUGACCGAGGCUUCUGACCAUCUAGAGGUUGAAACUGAGAAACCAAUUGGGAAUGCGAGAAAGGUCUCAAGCUCCCCUUCUGAUGCUCCAGACCAAGGCCCUGAGAAUUGUGCUGAGAAGAUAAAGAAAGGAGUUAUUCCAACUCCUGAAACCAAGCCUGGGGUGGAAACUGUUUCGAAAUCUGCAGUAAUGGAGGGACCUGCGGAUGCAUUGCCUGAUGACUCUUCUGCAACUGAAUCACAUCAAUUGCAGAGCAUUGACAAUGAAGAGAAGGCUUUGGGGGUGAAUGGGGAGUUAAUCUCCAUGGCAGAACAACCUUUCCUCGAGAGCCAGAAAACCAAGAAGAGAAGGUCUUCUUUCUCAGCAAGAUCAGAAUAUGCGGAAAAUGGUUUACAGAACACUCCAGUCUUGCCAAGCUAUAUGGCAACUACUCAAUCUUCGAAGGCAAAAUUCCGGGGACAGAUUUCACCAAGGUUCGGCACAGAUUCAGUUGACAAAAAUGACAUCACUCGUCGUCAUUCUCUGCCAUCUUCUACCAAUGGCAAGUUGAGCUCACCACGGACGCAAAGACUAUUUCCAGCUAAUGGCAAAGGGGGCAAUAGAAGUUUCUUUUCAUCUAGCGACGGACACGAAAGGGCAAUUAGAGUAGAAUGGAGACGGUGAUGGAAGAAUGAGAAUUCAAAUAUAGCUUUGCACAAGAUGUAAAUGCCAAGAUAUUUGUGCACUUUUGUCAUUAUUGUUUGUUUUGUGGUGUAAAGUUCUGCUGUCAUCCCUAGCUGGUUUGAUAACUGGAAUUUGGUGUGUUCCAUGCCCUCUUCUUUUUGGGUUCAUAUGUGUUAUGUAUGUAUAGCUAUAAGCCUUUCGGUUUCUGUUUGUAUUUCUUCGAGCCUGCUAGUUCUACACUUAAUUUCCUCUGUAGUAGGACCACAAAAGGUAAACUUGUUACUUGAAUGCUCUCUUAUCAUAUUUGGACAUCGGGACAUUCUAUAUCUUCAUAUUUAGUAUUGCAUUA
This is a messenger RNA of Elaeis guineensis (African oil palm), 2382 nucleotides long. RefSeq names its product protein IQ-DOMAIN 31. NCBI's taxonomy places the organism in Eukaryota, Viridiplantae, Streptophyta, Magnoliopsida, Arecales, Arecaceae. The record is from RefSeq and is a predicted model, not a curated record. Gene Ontology annotation, molecular function: protein binding.